CAAUUUCACAGUAGUGAGUAAGGUGUAGGGUCGCCACAAACUGUUCAAAAUGUUUUUGACUUUAUAUAUUUUGUGAACUUUUAGGUAAUGACAAUUGUCGACAAUUCUAGAUCAAUGAGAUCAUAAGAAGAUUGAAUUUUUCUGUUUAUCCGAUAAGUACACAAUUAUUCAAAAUUCAUUUUCUAUUGAAAAUAAGAUAUUUUAUGGUACCGCUAGCCUUGUUUUUGGCUGCGGUAUAUACGUAUGAAAUGUCUACCUUUGGACGAUUUAAAACGAAAAACAACCUAUAUUUGAUGUUUCAUUUAAGACGAUCAGGUGUUAUUAAGUCACAACAUGUUUAUGAUGCUAUGUAUGCUGUUGAUAGAAAAUAUUUUAUAGAUUUACCUGUUGCUUAUAUUGAUGCUCCACAAAAACUUGGAUUUGGAGCAACAAUAAGUGCUCCACAUAUGCACGCACAUGUCUUGGAAUUACUUCAAGACAAAUUACGAGUUGGUGGAAGAGCAUUAGAUGUUGGAUCAGGAUCUGGUUAUUUGACGACCUGUAUGGCAUAUAUGCUGGGACCUUAUGGAACAGCUAUAGGAAUUGAACAUAUUCCAGAACUUCAAGAAAUAGCUAAAGCAAACAUAGAAAGCUGUUAUCCAAAGUUUCUUACUUAUGGACGUAUUGAAUUAGUUGUUGGAGAUGGAAGAUUAGGAUAUCCACCGAAAGCACCUUAUGAUGUUAUUCAUGUUGGAGCAGCAGCAAAGGAAGUACCUCAACCUCUAAUUGAUCAAUUAGCUUUUGGAGGAAGAUUGAUAAUUCCUGUAGGUCCAGAUUCUUCCAAUCAGACUUUAGUUCAAAUUGACAAAAAAAUGAACGGAGAAAUUGAACAAAAAUCAUUAAUGGGCGUAGUAUUUGUACCACUUACUGACAAGCAACAUCAACUGAGAUCAUGAGGGUUGUGUAAGCUCCAAUAAGUGAGCAUUUUGUUAUUUAUAGUUAUGAGUAUUCACAUUAUUUUGUAAUUACAUUUGCUGUGCACAAGGUGAUUAAAAUUCGUUGGCAAAAGAACUGAGUACGAAUGGAACGAAAAAUAAUAUCAUCAUAUUUAUUCUAUAAAUAUUUUAAAUUAAUCUAAUACAUAGCAAACUAUAUACACAUUUUUUGAAUUACGAUAUAGAGAGUAAAUAAUAAAAUGUGCAAAUAACGAUAUAUUCUGUAACUAUUUUCUUCUUUACUUUAUAUCAUUUAGUUAUAAUAUAGACUCUGUACACGAGACAUUCAAACAAAAAUGUAUUAAUAAAAGCUGAUUUAUCUGACUAUAA
This is a messenger RNA of Vespula pensylvanica (western yellowjacket), 1304 nucleotides long. Its product is annotated as protein-L-isoaspartate(D-aspartate) O-methyltransferase-like. The record is from RefSeq and is a predicted model, not a curated record. The coding region runs from base 204 to 935 and encodes 243 amino acids. Gene Ontology annotation, cellular component: cytoplasm. NCBI's taxonomy places the organism in Eukaryota, Metazoa, Arthropoda, Insecta, Hymenoptera, Vespidae. Gene Ontology annotation, molecular function: protein-L-isoaspartate (D-aspartate) O-methyltransferase activity. The transcript is spliced from 5 exons. Gene Ontology annotation, biological process: protein modification process.